AUGGCCUAAUGUGACAUGGAGGCUGUCGAUGUAUUGAAAGGGGCAGUGUCAACAAUUGAUACAGCGGUCACAGUUUUGGGUUAUGAGAAGAAAGUAGGGGGCAAUAGUACAGGUGAAGUGAAGCAGGAGAUCACAUCCAUACCGAAGGAAGUGUUCAUCCCCCUUCAGAAAUCAAUGGUUUUCCUAAGAAUCGGCGGACUGUCUGGUGCCAUGGCAGUAUCAAUGGUUGUUUAUGGAACUCAUGCUUUUAAAAAUCAAGAUAAAAACUGGAAGCAAUUACAAAAGAUUUACGAGAAUGGGUACAAAAUGCAUUUGGUGCAUUCUUUAGCACUUGCGUGCGCAGACAUUUGUAAUAAACCCUUGACUGGCAGUUUGUUUACCCUGGGAAUCCUUCUGUAUUCCGGAAGCUGUUAUGCCCAUGGCUUAAGUGGUAACGCAAAGUUUCGAAUCAUCACCUAUUUUGGAGAAGUUGUUCUUAUAUCUGCUUGGUUCAGCAUGUUGAUCAAUUGAAAAAAACAAGUUGCUGUCCUUUAAAAAAGGACUGCAAUACGUGGACCAUAUGCAUGUGUUUCUAAACGAAA
This is a messenger RNA of Saccostrea echinata, 581 nucleotides long. Its product is annotated as transmembrane protein 256 homolog. The transcript is spliced from 4 exons. Lineage: Eukaryota; Metazoa; Mollusca; Bivalvia; Ostreida; Ostreidae. The record is from RefSeq and is a predicted model, not a curated record. Bases 16 to 510 code for a protein of 164 amino acids.